CAGCAGACCGCUGGGCAUUCAUCAGAUCAAAAUAAUGAACAAGAUGCUGAAGCAUCUGAACCACAAAGGGAAGCCGGGCCCAGCGGUGUUAGUGUCCAUAAUCCGGAUCAGAAUGUUAGAGCUGCGAGUCAUGAUUGCGAGGGUCCCCGAUGCCUCUGUCAUAGAUAUGAAAAUGGAGAAUUGGCAGUUGUUGUGAUGAAUCAAAAUCGUAAUCAGGAGAGAAAUGAAGCUUAUCAGAACGUGGGUCGUGGAAAUCGAACAUUCCAAAAUCGACAAAAUCAUCCGAAUCUUAAUCCAAAUUAUCAAAAUCCCGUUGAUUUGAUUCGCCAUCAAAGAUAUAGGCAACAACAAGAGCCAGAGGAGAAUAUUUACGAAAGACUUGACAAUGACGAAGAUGAAAUUGAGGACGUUGAAUUAAUUCGAAAUGAAAAUAUCGUGAGUGUACAAAAUGCCGUUGAUAAUCAUACAUACGAAAGGAUUGAUAAUCGUUCCACUUAUCGUUCGGGAUUGCAGAAUAGAAAUAAUUUUUAUAUAGCCAAUAACCUGCCAGGACACAAUGUCCUUAAUGAAUUUGACGCUAGAAAUUUUGGUCAUUACGAUCAACCUAGAAAUUUAUAUCUCGAAUCAAUGAGAAAUAUAAGAAAUCAAUUUUGUCCAUAUCAAAUUGGAAGACUUGGUCGAAAUUGUUUUUCAACGGAGAAUAUUGCCUAUGCCUCAUAUAGAAGAUAUAUUUAUCAAGGUAGUCGUAAUUGUUCGUGUCAAGUGUGCAGACAUUUGUGUCAUCAGUGUUUCAAUAUUCAAGAUCGAUGGCGAUAUCAAGAUUCAGGAAAUGCAACAACAGCGUUUGGCAACUCAAGAAAUUAUAUUUAUCAAGUUGCUCGUAGUUGUAAGUGUUCAUUUUGUCGUGGUGAAUUUGCUUACUCAAGAUUCCCGAUAAAUUCUAAUCGUCUCGCUGAAUCACUUCGUCGUGAAUGUCAAUGCAGAGAUCCUGGAAAUUGUCCUCGUUGUUUUUCAUUAAAUUCUGCCAUUUACAUUGGACGUUACGAUCAAUCAGUGAAUAAUCCAAUUUAUGGCAAUCCAACAAUUUACGUUGGUAGAAUCGACAGAUCUUACGGUUCAGGAUUAAAUAGCUUAAUGACUGCUGACACUUCGUCAACAUCAAAUUCAACCUCCAGCUCGAAUUCAAAUCCAAUUGCUGGAAAUUCAGCGUCAAACGAUUUAGAUCCAUCUAUUGGAAGAAGUACUGCCAAUUCAAAUGUUCCCUCAACGUCUUCUACUUCCAUUUAUCCUGUGAAUAAUACUGUGAAUCGACAUCACACCUGUGAUGAUUCUUGUAUCAGGAAUCAAGGCAAUUUAAACACUGGGGUUUGUCAAUUUUUAGGUCGUUGCGAAAGAAGUGAAUGUCAACAUGCAGGAAGACUUUCGUUACAUUGGUGGUUCGUUAAUAAAUGGUUACCUUCCUGGGUAACACAAAAUGUUGAUAGAAAUAAUGCCGAGAGAAAUUCGGAAGCAAAUCCCAAAAUUGAAGAACCACCUGAACAACAAGAUAGUGAUAGUGAGGAUCCUUAAAUGUAAGUUUUCAGCGAGCAGUCAUAUAAUUCAUGAUUUUUUUUUUUAUGGGAAAAGAAAACAAAAAUUACUCAUAUUUAUAAUUUGAAACAGUAAUUCUUUUAAAAUGAAUAGUUUGAUUCUGAACCUCCUUAAGAGAAAGAAAAACAUUUUUCUUUUUUAUUUCCCAAAUUUUAAGAGUGAUAUUGUCCAAUUAAGAUUAUGUCUUAGACAAAUAUUGCCAACACAGUACUUUUUCAACAGAAAAAAAUUGUAAAUAUAUGCCAUCAAAUUUCAGGCAAUUGAUGAACAAUUUUUUAAAAUUGAUACUUAAAAUUUUGGAUUUAGUAAACUAUGGAUACUAUGAAAAAGUUAUUUCAUAACAAAAUAAAUAAAUAACAUUACUAAUAUUA
This is a messenger RNA of Leptopilina boulardi, 1961 nucleotides long. RefSeq names its product GATA zinc finger domain-containing protein 14-like. Lineage: Eukaryota; Metazoa; Arthropoda; Insecta; Hymenoptera; Figitidae. The record is from RefSeq and is a predicted model, not a curated record. The annotation marks the transcript as partial. The transcript has a single exon.